Maylandia zebra (zebra mbuna) is the source of this 1345-nucleotide messenger RNA. RefSeq names its product outer mitochondrial transmembrane helix translocase. NCBI's taxonomy places the organism in Eukaryota, Metazoa, Chordata, Actinopteri, Cichliformes, Cichlidae. Gene Ontology annotation, biological process: extraction of mislocalized protein from mitochondrial outer membrane. Gene Ontology annotation, molecular function: ATP hydrolysis activity; ATP binding. Gene Ontology annotation, cellular component: mitochondrial outer membrane. The record is from RefSeq and is a predicted model, not a curated record.
CUUUACUCUACCUGACUUGUUUGUUGCCGUCUUCGUGUUGUCCUUCUGUAGAAUCUGUGACGUGACAAUGGGACUGAGCUUUGUGCGAGCUGGAGGCAUCGCUCUUUUUCUCGGCCUAGGCCAAGGUCUAGGCCAGGGUCUAGGCGUAGGCCUAGGCCUAAGCCUAGGCAUCAUAUACCAGUUAUACCAGACAACGAGGACAGGUCAAAAUAAAUCUAAAAAUGUUAAACUCUCUGUGUAUGAACAGCGCAUUGUCACUCACCAGGUUGACCCGCGGACCAUGCAGAUCACAUGGAGGGAUAUCGCAGGUCUGGAGGAGGUGAUCAACGAGCUAAAGGAGAAAAUGAUCUUCCCCGUUCAGAAAAGACAUCUGUUCAGGAAAUCCCGGCUGCUGCAGCCGCCCAAAGGUGUGCUGCUGUAUGGACCCCCAGGAUGUGGUAAAACACUCAUCGCCAAGGCAACAGCAAAAGAGGCGGGCUUUGCUUUCAUCAACUUGAAGCCGAGCACGCUGACAGAUAAAUGGUACGGAGAGUCCCAGAAACUGACUGCUGCUGUGUUCUCACUGGCCUCCAAACUGGGCCCAACAAUCAUCUUCAUCGACGAGAUAGAUUCCUUUCUGAGGAGUCGAUCCAGCAGAGAUCAUGAAGUCACAGCUAUGAUGAAGGCUCAGUUUAUGAGUUUGUGGGAUGGACUCGAAACAGACCACCAGUGCCAGGUGAUCAUUAUGGGAGCCACCAAUCGUCCUGAGGACAUAGACCCUGCCAUCUUGAGGAGGAUGCCCACCAAGAUCCACAUCAAGCUGCCUAACAUUGAGCAGUGCAAGCAGAUAGUCAGACUGAUCCUGGAGAAUGAGACGGUGGAUCCACUGACUAACCUCAGCCACAUCGCCAGGGAAACUGAAGGUUUCUCAGGAAGUGACCUCAAAGAGAUUUGUCGUGAGGCAGCACUGCUGUGUGUCCGAGAAAUCAUGGAUUCUGACACCCUUUCAGAUGACUGCAUCCGUCCAAUUAGUCAGGAUGACCUCCAGAAGGCCACAACAAAGAUGAAGGAGUCCAAGAGUCCGGGUGGCCUGACACUGGAUGAGGCAUUGUCAUACUAUUCAUAAUGAGGAAAGAGAGAGUGCGAUUCCACUGAGAGGAUCAGCAUCUGAACCAGCAUGUUGAUCAUGAAGACUCCAGCCUGUACAUAAAUGAUUAAAUCAUCUCUUUUUAAUAUUUAUUCAACUGUAUUCUAAGCACCAGCUCUCUGUUAGAAUUUUUGGAGUUUACUCAAAAAUAAAAUCAGAGUAACAUCUGAUUUGUGUGGGGUGGAUUUAUUUAUUUGGUCCUUUAAUUGUAAAACACUU